This is a messenger RNA of Alternaria burnsii, 1254 nucleotides long. RefSeq lists its product as uncharacterized. Gene Ontology annotation, cellular component: mitochondrion. NCBI's taxonomy places the organism in Eukaryota, Fungi, Ascomycota, Dothideomycetes, Pleosporales, Pleosporaceae. The record is from RefSeq and is a predicted model, not a curated record. The transcript has 2 exons. Bases 1 to 1254 code for a protein of 417 amino acids.
AUGGCGCUUUCAGCCUCUUCAGCAGCCCUUCACGAGACAGCAUACCGGCUGAGAUGGUGGAACCCACCCUUCCGUGGAACCGCUUUUGUCACGUCCUUGUUUCCAUGUCCCAGACGCGCUUUCGCCUCUUGCAAAGUCGUUCAGGAUGAACACCAAGAUAACAACGAGCUGUUCGAAUAUACCUCCGGUCGAUGGAUUCCCAACGAGUCUCUCCGCACGGCCGAACGGCGCAUGCCUUUUAACGUGUCUGAACUCAAGAAGGUCGCUGCGAAAGCACUCAACAAACCUGUCGAAGACGUCGAUAUGUUAAGAAAGGUCGCUGAAGGUGGCUUCAAUCGUAUCCUGGAGGUGACAAUGAAUGAUGGCGCAUCGAUACUCGCACGUCUUCCCUACCCGUUAACCGUACCACGACGAUUAGCAGUAGCAAGUGAAGUCGCGACACCAGACUUUCUUCGUGCGAACAGAAUACCUGUACCUCAGGUUUCAGCUUACUCGACUGGUAAGAACGCUGUAUCCGCAGAGUACAUGUUAAUGGAGAAGAUGCCAGGAAAGCCGCUUAGUAGUGUAUGGGUUCACUUGACCGAUGAUGAGAGAUUCAAGAUCUUGCAUCAAAUAGUCACCAUGGAAGCAAAGCUGUUCGCUAUGGAGUUGCCAGCCAGUGGCAGCAUAUACUACUCUUAUGACUUACCUCCGACAAUGCCUCGCAUCGAUAUACCUGGAUUUGACAACGGCUUGUGCAUUGGUCCAUAUGCACACUCAGUGUGGUGGUACGGCGAACGCAUAGAUCUGGACAUCGACCGUGGUCCUCAUACUAAUCCUCGGCUCGUCCUUCGGAGUUUCGCGAACAAGGAGCUAACCUGGAUUCAUGCUCACGGUCGACCGCGCUACCCGUUUGAUCGUGAAUACAUGGACUCGUUCGAUCACAAGAAGCAAGAUCCUCAAGAACAUGCUAGUUCGCUAAGAGACUAUUUGAGUCUUAUACCUUACCUUGUACCCGCAGACUCAACAGCGCACACUCCGACACUUCGACAUCCCGACCUCAGCCCCAACAAUAUCUUGAUAACCGACGAUCUCAUUAUAGCUGGCUUCAUCGACUGGCAACACGCCAUGGUCCUCCCUGCUUGGCUGACCGCCGGCAUACCACCAGCCUUUGAAAACUACGCGGACGAGGGCUCACGUGGUCUUCAAAUCCCCAAACUCCCGGAUGACCUUCGGUCUAUGGACAAAACCUUACGCGCCAAGGCAGAGGAGUAA